Messenger RNA from Haliotis rubra (blacklip abalone), 1281 nucleotides. RefSeq lists its product as uncharacterized. The record is from RefSeq and is a predicted model, not a curated record. Bases 116 to 646 code for a protein of 176 amino acids. NCBI's taxonomy places the organism in Eukaryota, Metazoa, Mollusca, Gastropoda, Lepetellida, Haliotidae. The transcript has 6 exons.
GAUAAAACCCUUCCACAUGCAAAAGAAAUCUCUGGUAAAAGCAGAGUCGAAACACAUAGAUCAUCCUUGUCAACCUCACACUAAACGGAUAACUUAUCGAUAGACGAAGACGAAAAUGACCCGAUCUCACGUUCUGCUUUUGGUUGUAGGUUUUGUACCCGUUGCUGCCGGUUUGUUUUGUGAUGUUUGCAAAACCAACUACGACAAAUUCAUCAAUGUUCUUACAGCCGACGAAGACAGAUGCGCGGCGUCUCGGGUGUAUAUCCAAUGUUUGGUGUCGGCGACAGGCACUGGGUGUGACACCCGGCCCGACAAACUGAAGGUGGCCAAGGAUGAAAUGGACAGAAUCCACUCCAAUGGGGCCACACCAUGCCUCCUGACAGAUAGCUGCCGAUGUGAAUUGGAAUACUACAGCUCAGACCUCAAUCGGCAGCUGGUCGCAUGCUACUCAAGUGUCCUACAGAAUGAAUGUGCCGUUAACGCCACACAGCUGGGAUGUGAUGGGGUCAAGACAAAUGAGGCCUUCAUUGAGCUGACUCGGCAGAAAUGGAUGGACGUGUGCGGAGGUCAAGAUUCCUCCAAGACGCUAACUCCGAUGAUCAUCAUCACUGCGGCAGCGUUUGCUGGGAUUCUUGGAGAACAAUAACAAGCGAUGACGUCAUGGCAGUUAAAGUGUAGCUCGUUUAUUCUUGAAAUGGAGGUGGAAUCUAUGAAAUUGCAUGAGUAUACUGACACUGUUUUAAGUAACAAUACUGAUGAUGUGGUAACAAUACUGAUGAUGUGGUAACAAUACUGAUGAUGUGGUAACAAUACUGAUGAUGUGGUAACAAUACUGAUGAUGUGGUAAUACUUUGAUGUGGUUUAACUUGAUAGUGGUAACAAUAACUGAUGAAUUGAUGAUUAAUUAUUGAAUGGAGUAUUAUGUAGUAAAGAGUGCAGAACUUCGUUCUCCCGUCAACCUGUUUAUUCUUAAACCAUAUUGUACGAUGUUUUCGUAAAACACCGAGUUCUCCAAUCGGAAGAGUCAGUGUAUCAAUAUACUAAACUGAAACAUAUCUUAAUAUCCAAGCAUAGAAAACAGAAAUCUGUCAACUGCGACAAGAAAUUAACUUCAAAUCAUCAAAACGGAAAAGAUUUAGAGCAUUGACGUGGCGUCACUUGAGGAAUGCCAAACUUAAUUAAGGAAUGUUAAUUAGUCAUAUGCUGCUUAAGGUUAAAUUAUGCAUGAAUAUUUAUUUUUUCAAAACAAUUCUCGUUGAAUAAAAUGUGUAUCUCACAUAA